Molecule: messenger RNA, 1206 nt
Organism: Cloeon dipterum
Lineage: Eukaryota; Metazoa; Arthropoda; Insecta; Ephemeroptera; Baetidae
Product: vesicle transport through interaction with t-SNAREs homolog 1A-like
Exons: 2
Coding region: 138-1058 (306 amino acids)
Biological process (GO): resolution of mitotic recombination intermediates; macroautophagy; double-strand break repair via synthesis-dependent strand annealing
Cellular component (GO): Golgi apparatus; late endosome membrane; SNARE complex
Molecular function (GO): ATP-dependent DNA damage sensor activity; SNAP receptor activity; SNARE binding
Source: RefSeq, a predicted model, not a curated record
UCACUAACGUCACGUGUCAAUACAAAUAUGGCCGCUCUCUUGGAGACGUACGAGCAACAGUACGCUGUUCUUACCGCUGAUAUAACCUCGAAAAUCGGCCGGAUUCCCAAUUUGACAGGCUGAGUUGCGGUCGAAAAAUGGCUUCGAAAUUUUCAAAUUGCAGUCCUGAUUUGUGCGAGAUGACUCCAGAGCAGCUGCUGGAAUGCAGCCUUGCUGAAAUUCAAAGCAAGUGCGGCCUGUCACUCGCCCGGUGCCGGCAGCUGCAACGAGAGGCGGCGGCCAAAGUGUUGACCGAGCAAUUCCUGCCCUCAAGCGAGCUGCCUCCUUUAAGCACGCUCACAACCGGCUGUCCCAAAAUUGACGCAUUACUGGGUGGUGGAAUUCGGAAUAGAGGCAUCAGCGAGCUGUCCGGUGCCAGUGCGUGUGGCAAAACCCAGUUUUGCCUCAAGCUUUGUUUGACAUGUCAGUGGCCCAAGAGCUUUGGUGGUUUCGAUUCGGGUGCCUUGUACAUCAGCACUGAGGGCAAGUUCCCUUCAAAAAGGCUGAACCAAAUGUCCUCAAAGAUCGCUGAGAGACAAGACUUGCCGCAAGAGAUCACACGCCUAGCCUACUCGGACAAUGUUUACGUUCGCCAGCUGACGGAGAAAGAGGAUUUGAUGAAAUGUCUGUCAGAAUGUACAGCUCUAAUGAAAUCUCGUCCUGUGCGAUUGAUUAUUAUCGAUUCCGUCGCUGGGAUUUUUCGCACCGACCUGGAAGCCGGGGCAGGAGAAAGGGCGAAGUCUUUCAGAGCAGUGGUCCGCCAGCUGGAGGUUUUGUCCGAGCGAUUUGAUGCAGCUGUCCUCUGCGUGAACCAAGUGUCUGACGUGCCUUCAGAAAGUGGGACCAGCCAAUUAGCACCUGCUCUGGGCCUCAGUUGGGCCAAUCUGCUCAGGACAAGACUGUGGAUGAGCAAAAUUGAGAACAGGAGGCUUUUCGAGGUGGUUUUUUCGCCUGAAGUGCAGUGUGGGGUGAAAUUGGAAUACAAAAUCUCAGACGAUGGACUGAAUGGAGUGCAAUGAGGAUUAAAUUGGAUAUAUUUUUCGGCUCUAUAAUAAAUUGAAUUGACUAAACAUAAUGUAUUUUAUAAUACUCUCCCAGUUUAAUUUUUAAAAUAAAUCAUUGUGUAAUUAUUUCAUCUUUUUAACCUAAUUAUUUCUAUUUGGUCUU